Messenger RNA from Varanus komodoensis (Komodo dragon), 1750 nucleotides. RefSeq names its product homogentisate 1,2-dioxygenase (gene HGD). The transcript has 14 exons. NCBI's taxonomy places the organism in Eukaryota, Metazoa, Chordata, Lepidosauria, Squamata, Varanidae. Gene Ontology annotation, biological process: L-phenylalanine catabolic process. The coding region runs from base 143 to 1465 and encodes 440 amino acids. Gene Ontology annotation, cellular component: cytoplasm. The record is from RefSeq and is a predicted model, not a curated record. Gene Ontology annotation, molecular function: homogentisate 1,2-dioxygenase activity.
UCAGGCUUUCUCUUUUGCCAUCACACUGCCCGGGCUGCCCUUGGCCGCUGCCGAAAGAAUAUCACCCUUGAAACUUACUGGCAAUCCUUUGGACAGACCAUCUUGCUUCAUUUUUGCAACUGCACCAGUAACAUCAGAGAACAUGCAAAGAAUAGAAGACCUAAAGUAUAUGUCAGGAUUUGGUAAUGAGUUCAGCUCUGAAGAUCCACGUUGUCCUGGAGCAUUGCCAAAAGGACAGAAUAACCCUCAGAGCUGUCCAUAUGGUCUUUAUGCUGAGCAGCUGUCAGGCUCAGCAUUCACCUGCCCACGAUCUACAAACAGGAGAAGCUGGCUGUACAGAAUCCUGCCUUCUGUUUGCCAUAAGCCCUUCCAGCCGAUGGAUCAGGGUUAUCUGACACAUAACUGGAAUGAAACCGCUCCGGAUCCCAAUCAGCUGCGAUGGAAACCUUUUGAAAUCCCAACAACUUCUCAGAGAAAGACGGACUUCAUAACUGGGCUGCAUACGCUGUGUGGUGCUGGGGAGCCCAGGUCUCGGAACGGACUCGCCAUCCAUAUCUUCACCUGCAACACCUCUAUGAUCAACAGAUGCUUUUCCAAUUCUGAUGGGGAUUUCCUGAUUGUACCGCAGCAAGGAAGCUUGCUCAUCACUACAGAGUUUGGCAAGUUGCUGGUUGAGCCUGGUGAGAUCUGUGUCAUUCAGGAAGGGAUGCGUUUUAGUGUGGAAGUGUUUGGAGAAACCCGGGGCUAUAUCCUGGAAGUAUAUGGCAUACAUUUUGAGCUACCUGACCUAGGACCUAUUGGAGCCAAUGGCUUGGCUAAUCCACGAGAUUUCCUUGUGCCAGUUGCUUGGUAUGAAGAUCGCCAAGUAGCUGAGGGUUACACCGUUGUCAGCAAAUACCAGGGGAAACUUUUUGCAGCACAACAGAGCUGCUCUCCAUUCAAUGUUGUGGCCUGGCAUGGGAACUACACACCAUACAAGUACAAGCUCAGCAAUUUCAUGGUCAUAAAUACUGUGUCUUUUGACCAUGCGGAUCCUUCUAUCUUCACCGUCUUGACUGGAAAGUCAACUCAACCUGGAGUGGCAGUUGCUGAUUUUGUUAUAUUCCCUCCUCGCUGGGCAGUGGCCAACAACACUUUCCGUCCACCUUAUUACCACAGGAAUUGCAUGAGUGAGUUUAUGGGUCUGAUCAAAGGAACAUAUGAAGCAAAGGAGCAAGGAUUUCUACCUGGAGGAGCAACUUUGCACAGCAUGAUGACACCCCAUGGGCCAGAUGCUGAAUGUUUUGAGAAAUCAAGCACUAGCAAAUUGGAGCCCGAGAGAGUUGCAGAGGGAACUAUGGCCUUCAUGUUCGAGUCUUCUUUAAGCCUGGCUGUCACCAAAUGGGGCCUGCAAAGCUGCCUAGAUAAGGACUACUACAAAUGUUGGGAACCCUUGAAGAGCCAUUUUAAUGCCAAACAGAAGUGAAGAACCCACAUGUGUGUGUACUCAGAUUUUCCUUGCCUGUGUAACUAAGAUGUUAAGGAAAUAAUGUCCCAGUUCAUCUUACAUGCAGCAGCUCACAAACAGCUGACAGGAUGGCUGGUGAAUAACGUAAAUAAAAAAUAAACCCAUUAAUCUUGAUUGCUCAAGUGAAGCUUUAUAUGUGAUGAGACUAGAAAAGCCUGGAAGCCUCCCAUCACCAUUAUACCCAAUAUGACAAGAUAAUGUAUCUUGACAUGUGUUGAAGACUAAAUAAAGAAAUAUACAACU